Lymnaea stagnalis (great pond snail) is the source of this 8697-nucleotide messenger RNA. The record is from the annotation of a GenBank genome assembly. Lineage: Eukaryota; Metazoa; Mollusca; Gastropoda; Lymnaeidae.
UUAUCAGUUAACAUAACGGCCUACUGUCUGAGUAAACUGUAACGCAAUCACAUUAUACGACCUUAUUUUUUAAGUCUUUGUUUUAGAAGAUUGUCUUUUAUAACUACGUGUGGUCGUCUCUUGAAAGGGCUUGUUAGCUAUUGUAGCAGUACGCUGUAUUAUCGCACUAAGCUGAACGGUAAGUUAUACAUUUGUUUACAAAUACACAUGUAUUGUUCACAGGGAAAAAUGUAUAAUACUUUAACUAUAGGAAUUGCUUCAUUGAAUCCUGCAUGAGAACAGUCAAAAAAAUAUUAUAUCAAACUUAUCUAAAAAGAUUUGACCGAAAACGAAUUAAUUGAGCAAAUAUGUAAAAAUGAAAGACUUUAUUUCUUUUCUAGGAGACGUAAACCGGAUAAUGUACAGACCCUUUUCGAUGCCCUUAAAUUAAUAAUUUUUCAAUUGUCAUACAUUUUUUUUUUCCUUUUUUAAAACAAAUUUUUAAUUUUUUAAAAUCAUGUUUUAAUUCGGAAGAAAUUGGUGGUCACUUUAAAAGGUACUCACUUUUUCCCCCAUGCCCCGAACUGAAAGACGUCACAUUUUCACCAAUUUACAAAGUUACCUACACCUUUUCCUUGCACUUGAAAUUUAAAUUUUGUCGAAAUAUAAAAAAACCGCGGUGCUAUGACUUGACAUUUACCACAAAUCGUAAUAGAAAAAACAAUGUCUCUCUCUUUGUCUCGUAUCGUAAUAUGAAUCAAUCUCGCUAGCCCAAUUUCCCUAGGUCGAGCGGUUUAUUUAAAGUCUUUCCUAGAGGCUCCUCUAGAAAGGUGUUACACAUUGCAUCUCUAUCUAGGUCCGUCUCGUUAAACUAAAGAAUUCUAAUUCAAAACACUAUAGACCAGGGAUCUCAAACUCAAAUCAUCCGGAGGUAGCAGAAGGUAGGCUAAUAGAUUUGGCUUUUCUUGUUGACAUUAAACAAGAGCUGAAUGUAAUCAACAAGAAUUUACAAGAGCAAAGGUAGCUUGUUAGUGUUGCAUAUGACAAUGUCAGGACAUUCUACAUAAAAUUGCGUUAUGGUUCGUAGAAAAACAUCUGCCAUUUACCAACAUGCAAAGUAUUCAUGGUCUCGGCCACAACAUUCAGUAGUAAGUAUACUGAUGCCAUUGCAAAGCUGCAGGAAGAACUUGAUCACAUGCUUUUAGACUUCAAAACACACAGCGACAUUUUUCAAACUUUUACUGACCCUUUCUACUUAAAUGUGAAAGAUGCCCCCCCCCCCCACUAACUUUUUGCGCUUUAAAUGGAGCUGAUUGAUCUUCAGUAAAAUUCCAAGUUGCAUGGAAAACCAAGACAAGCAUAGACAAUUUAUGAGAGCAUUGCCCUCAACUUUCUCUGAGAUUUCAAUGUUGUUCAAGCGGAUAAUUUGGAUCAUGCCCCUUUUUUGGUGUAUCUUUUUGUGUCUAAAUCUCUUCUCCACUGUAAACUUUAACAAGCCAAAGUUCUGGAUCAAACUAACCGGGAAGCAUCUUCAACAUACUGAGGGACUCAGUUGCUUCCUCACUCAAGCCAAAUGUUGCUCAUCUGUGUAAGAAGCGCUGCCAGAUCUCUGGCAACAAGGAGUAGAAGGAAGAAAGUGAAGCCUAGUUUUUGAGAAAACGUAAUUGAAAUCCUAAAACGUCUCUUUCUCUACAUAUAAACCAUCUGAUUUGAAGAUAUAGGCAUCCAAAUAAAAAUUUACACAUCUACUGUCUUUCCCACUGACAUGUAUUUUUGGAAGAAUGUAAAAUACAUUAUUUCAUUAGUGUUAAAACACCCUUUGAUUAAAGCACCAUGUGAUUAUAAAUAUUCAGUCAUUUACUCACUUUUAGACGUUUUUAUAUACAAUCUUAUUAUGGUACACAUUUUUCCAAUAGUGAUGGCUUCUUCAUCUUCAGCCGCUGAAUGCAAAGAGAUCAGUCUACUUUUACUUGGCAAAUUGGACAUGAUAAAAGUGCUACAGAAAAUUAUAUUUUAAGGCGACCAGCAUUCACAAAAUCAGAUGGACCCCGUCAAAAACAAGAACGGUCACAUUACAUUGUUCAGAUAGAGAAGAUGGCACGCGUGUCAGGGUUGUUGACACACCUGGUGUAAUAAACACUGAGAAAUCAAAUGACCAAACACUCGCAAAAAUGUGUGAGGCAAUGAGUGGGUGUCCCGAAGGAUUUAACGCACUGAUUUUGGUCAUAAAAUUCGAAUGUAUAUGCACAAAAGAGAAAACAAAUAUAGUUUGUAUGCUUUUAAACUUACUUUGGAUCCGAAUUCCUAAAAGGUUUCGUUGUUGUUGUCAUGACUCAAGGUGAAAGUUUUUACCUCAAUAAAGAGAAGAAUAAAAUUACUUUUAAAGAUUGGUUAAAGAAACCGGACAAAGAAGUGCAAGCAAAGCCAUUUCCCAAACUGCUUCAAGAAUGCAACAACAGAUGUGUGUUGUUUUACAAUUCUGGAAGACAGUAUGAUUUAAAAAGAAAAGAGUGUUUUGCUAAGCCUUUAAAGCUUAUAGAAGCUCAGAUAUGCCCUCUUUUUAAAACGAAACAUUUUGAAUUAGCAAAAGCUAGGAGAGAAACUGUCAAACAACUCUGGGAAAUCCAAUAUAUAUACCACAAGCAUACACUUUUUAGGUUUUAGAACAUAUAUUUCUGCCUUAGCAUUGGUAUUGUACUUUUGUGCGUACAGAGGGCCACUCCUUCUUAAGAAAGUUACUUAGAAGUAUUUGUCGGCAAUAAUGCUGCUUUUUAUGGAAAAUGCACUAGCAACUAUGUCUAACCACGUUUCAAAGAAUUGAUUGACAUUAAAUUAUGUGUCCUCGUUUUACAGUUUGGAAAUUAAUCUGUCUAAUUCAGCAAAAAGUAAAGUAAUUUUAUUUUAAAAAAAAAACAACAGAUUAAAUAAACAGCAUAUCAAUGCCAAUUAGAAUAUUUAUAAUAUAACGGGAUGCAAUUAGAAAGUUAUUUAAUUUGCUGAAUAUAUACUAGAAUAUUUGACCCGAUGAGCACGGGAUAAUACUGGCAGGCAAUUUGUGAUAUUUCAACUUGCUUUUGCGAAAACUCAUUAUAAUUCUUUUGAAAAAAAAAAAGUGUGUAUUUUAUGAUGUUUACGUUUCUAGUUUCAAUUAGUUUUUGAAAAGUAUGUAUCUUCUGUCUAAUAUCCGCCUAUCCUACCCAUUUUACGCUCCUAAACUAUAAUUUUUCUCUCUAAAAGUGUUAAAACACGACCUUAAAAUAACUAAAACUAUAUACAAAGCUAAAUUUAUUUUAUAUUAACAGUAUUCGAUGUUUAAAAUAUUAUUGUUGUAUUUGUACGAUAAACUUUGGUAUCGGAUGAAAGAUAAUGGAAUGAUCUAUAUGUUUGUAAACUUAAUUCUUCAGUUUAUUAAACAUAUAGUACAUUCGAGUAUCUUUUAUUCAAUGCCAAAUUUUGUAGUACAAACCCUACAAUGUUAUUUUUAAUAUUUUCUUUUUCAAUAAACCUAAACUCUCACUGACUUCUGAUACCGCGUCCGAAGAGCCGCAUCCUAAUUCUUUUGGUAAACCUAUAUUAAAUUGUAAAAAGAAAAUGUAACAUCUCUUUUUUGUGUUACAAUUGGAAUAUCAUUGAAUCUAAAUAUAUUGUAAUUCAUGUAAAAAUGAGCACACUUUAUUCCCUAACCCGAUACAAGCUAUUCAAUUCAUUCUGAGGCGUAACUUGUGCUGCCUCUAAAAAAAAAAAAAAAUUAAAAUCAUACAUCGGAGUGUACCCCCUUCGUACGCAGCAGCAUAUCUUUUGCACGCCCAAAAACUUAAUUAAAAUUCUAAAGUUCCAAUCCCGUUACCACACAUUGUUUCAUAUUUUCGAAAAGACGAAAUACAAAUCUUCGCAUUAUUCUGUAUAUUGAAAUAUUAUGGUUAAUUAUUUUCACAUUAAAGACUAUUCUUAACUUUAAAUCGCUCUAAUUAUUGGGUUUUGAGAUAUUGAUAUCAAAAUGAAGGAAUUGCAACUUAAUACGGAUUUCUUCUUAUUUGGAUGAGUGAUUAGUGAAUUAUUGAGGGCUAUUUGGCUAUAAAGUUUUUCUCUGCACUAAAUGGCUUAAACGACAGUUUCUAAUUAAAAGUAUUUUUAACGUUAAAUUUUGUAUACAUAAUAAAUUUGAUAAAGAUAUUUUUGAAAUGAAAAAAUUAGUAAAAACGUAUUAAACGUUAAAACUUCAAAGUUAAAAUUUGGUGUAUGUAUUAACAAUUAAAAAGCAAUCAGUUAUAUAUUUAAAUUUUAAUUUUUAAAAGGGAAAAUACAAUAUCUGUUUAGUCACGCGGUUAUUAAAACAAAGAAACUUAAAUGUUUUUAUUUUCACGUUUAAAUUUUGCACUUAUAAAUUUAAUAUAAUUUUACUUUCUUUGAUUUUAAAUGGAAAUUUUAAUUUGAUUUCGUUUGAAAACAGUUAGUUCCAAUAAAUUUUAAUUUAACCUCGCAAUAUAACAACUCAUUAAAAACUCACUAAAAUAAACAGAUGUUUGUUUUUCGGGAUAAAUGUGAUUAUGAUUGAAUAAAACAAGUCUUAGAUCAUGAGUUAUGGAUUUUAAAAAUGAUCAUCUCUUUCAAAUUCUGAUAAAUAGCUUAAAAUUGUCAUUUAAUCGUAACUUCAAAUGUAUUUGUAAUUUAUUUUAAUAAUAAUUAAACAUAUACUAAAAUAAAAACUGAUAUAUUUUUUUUUCGCCGUUAAAUGUAUUCGAUUUCCGUAAAAUAAUAGUAAACCCCUAUCAUUUUUUAAGAACCCAAACGUAUUUACUUAAAAUUGUUGCGUUAGCCAUAUACGGUUUGUCUAGCUCAUUCUUUUAUAGUAGAUUAUAUGACUUUAUGUUAUCCGGAUAAUAAAGGUACGUCCUUUGCGAUAAUUUCUAGCUGCUAUUGCGAAAAAUCAUCACUAUUCCUAACUUUUAAAAAAGUGUCUUAAUAAUGAUAUUUACGUUUCUACCAUCAUUAAGUUUUUAGAAGCAUUUUUUAAGUUUAUAUAUACGCCUACCCUGCACUUUUUCACGCCCCUUAUUCAUUUUCCCCCUUAACAUGACCUUAAAUUACUCAAUAUAAAUUAUCCCUAAUUAUAUAACUUAUUUCAAUAAAGAAUUUAAUUGAGCGACGAUUUCGACACUAGAGGAAUACUUUAGAUUUACCAUUUUUCGUGCCCUUGAGCUACAACUUUUUUUCUCUAAAAACUUGUGAAAACAUAAUCUUAAUUUUACAACGAAAACCCAAUAUAUGAUAUAAGUUAUUUUAUAUUAAAAGAAUAUUUCAUAUAUUUAUGUUUUAUAAUUAUAAAUUAUCAGAAAAUCAUGACACAAAGAAUUAUAUCUAAAAAAUAAUCUCGCAACCAUCCGUUUUUCACGUCUAUAACAGACCUAAGUGUCUUUUUUUAUAUCAUUAAUCUUAUAAAAAUACACACACACUUUACUUUACGCAAAGUAAAAACAAAAAUAUAUUUUUAUUUUUUGAAAGAAAGUAUUAACCCAACUCAUUUUUCAAAAUUAAAUUUUCAAGUGUGUAAAAUGUUUGGGUGUUGAUAUUCAUGGGUAUGCUUAUAUAAAUGUACCCACUUUUUGAUCACGCCAUUGAUUAGUAAACAUUUGUUUACUUCUAAAAGGGGAAUGUAACAUCUAUUUUUUUUACAAAUUUAUUACCAGAGGAUUUAAUAUAUUGUCAUUCACGUACAAAUGUACACAUCCUAUUACCUACCUAAGAAAUGUAUGUACACAAGAAGGUUAAUUAUUUAUCAAAUUGGUUUUUGUAUUUUAAAACGUAUGUUGUGCUCCCUGGGGUAAAAUAACCACCCCCCCUCCCCAGAUUUAAAUAAAAUUAAUAAAAUCUUCCACCGGAUUUUGGUCCCUUAUAUACCCAAACAAAUAUAUUUUGCAUUUCAUAUGGUUUGUCUUAUUUUGAUGAGUUAUAAGUGGAUUAGUGAAUUCUAUUUGGCUAUGGAAUUUUGCAGCACUGAUUAACUUAAACGGUAUUUUCUUAUUAGAAGUAUAUUGAAAGGUAUGUUUUUAUGACAUUAUACAUUUAAUAAAAGAAUAUUUGUGGAAUUUAAAAAAAAGUAAAAAGUAAGAAUUAAAAGUAAAUGUUAAAAACACAAAGCUAAAAUCUGUGUGUGUUUUAUUAACAAUUUAAAAAGCAAUUAAUUAUAUUUGUUAACUGUACUGUAAAAAGGGGGAAAUUACAUUAAAACGCGCGGUUAUUAAAUCAUAGAAACUUAGAGUUUUGGCUAAAGUAUGCGAUUCGCGCUAUAGAGUUAUUUGCGUGAUUAAUAAAAACAAAUUAAUUUUGUUUUCGCAAUAUAACAACGCACUAAAAAAAUCCACUAAAAAAACUGAUAUUUGACUUUUCCCGAUUAAUGUGAUCACUGUGUAAUUCUUUCAUCAUAAUUUUUUUAAUUCCUUUUUUUUUCUUCAUAACUUUCAAAAGCAUAUGAAAUGCUUAAGGUAGUUCCUUAGUUUAAACAUAUACUAAAAUAAAACCUGAUAUAUUUUAUUUUUUGCCCAUUUAAAUGUAUUCCAUUUCAUUAAAAUAAUAGAAACUAAUCAUCAAAUUUUAAGAACCCGAACAAAUUUAUUAAAAUUUGUUAUUGUAUUUCUCAACCUUCCAAAUGAUGCGACCCUUUAAUACAUUUCCUCAUUUUGUGGCGACCUCCAGAAACAAAAUUAUUUUCUUCGAUAUUUUAUAACUGUAGAGAGUGUGUUUCAGAUGGUCUCAGGCGACCCUUGUGAAAAGGUCGUGCGACCCCCAAAGGAGUCGCGACCCACAGGUUUAGAACCGCUGCUUUAGCAAAAUAUGGUCAACCAAGCUCAUUCUUAUAUAUUUUCAUUUACAAUGACUUUCUAAACAUCAAAUAAUUUUUUUUUAAAUUAUCACUUUUUUACAACAAUAAAAAAUGUCACUCAAUCAAUUAUUAGCAAUUUUAUUAUUUUGAAAAAAAUAUAAUAUUUUUAAACAUUUAAAUAUGACACGAUAUUUUAAAGUAAAUUUUUCAAAUGUUAUAAUAACGAGUCCUACUUAGACUCUAGGGUUAAGAAAUAAAUUAUCAACGAUACUUAAUUUAACAGUAUGUAAUUUAAAAAACUAGUUAGAUGAAACAAUUAUUUAUCAAAUUAAAACAAUAAUUAGUAGUUAUUUAUGCUUUUUUGUGAUGGUAUUUUCAAAACACAUUUUUGUCUUUUGGAAACAUAAAUAUUUAAAUAUUAUUUUUCUCAAAUUAAAUAUCAACGAGAGAUAAAUUUAUUUCAAGCAAAGCGUAAUACAGAGAUAGCAAUUUCCAUUAAAUUACAAAACUUAUAAGUGGACACUGAUGCAUUUCUUUUUACCCUUAGAAAUGGCUUCCUCAUUACCAGUCUCUGAAGGAAAAGAAAUCAGUCUUCUUUUACUUGGAAAAACUGGACAUGGUAAAAGUUUUACAGGAAAUUCUUUGCUUGGCUGGGAAGCAUUCGCGAAAUCAAGCAAUUUGGCUUCCGAGACAAUAACAGCUACUUUGAAUUGUUCAGUUAGAGAAGAUGGUACUGUUGUCAGGGUUGUUGACACACCUGGUGUUAUGGACACGGAGAACCAAGAGGAAUGCACAAUUUCAGAAAUCAUGGAAGGAAUGAGUUUGUGUCCUAAUGGAUUUAAUGCACUUCUUUUUGUUAUAAAAUAUGGGAUAAGAUACACCGCAGAGGAAAAAAGGACUAUAGAUAUAUUAAAAGAAUAUUUUGGAUCGAAUUUCCUUAAAGAAUUCGGUAUUGUUAUUAUGACUGAAGGCGAUAGUUUUGACAUCAAUUAUGAAGAUGGAAAUAAGUCAUUUAAAGAAUGGUUGUUUGAAAACGAAAGCAAACAAGAGAAUAAACCAAUGGCCGAGCUGCUGAAGGAGUGCAACAACAGAUGUGUCCUGUUCUACAAUGUUGGAGACGAAUUUAAUGAUAAAAGAAAAUGUUGCGUGAACGAGCUUUUUGACCUUGUUAAACAAAUACCUACAAUUUACACAAGUGUUCAUUUAGAAUUGGCCAGUAAAGCGAGAGAGGAUUUGGUAACAACGCUUGAAAUACCCGUGUUACACACUGCAAUACAAGAGAAAAUAAGCUUGCUAAUGGACCAGCUUGACAAAGACAUGCGAAACAACACUUUCUCAUAUGAAGACAUGAAGAAAAAAAUAAGUGCUCUUAAUAAAGAAUUAGAGAAAGUGGGCAUAGAAUUGGAAGAUAAAACUGAAUUCCUGAUCUUGAAAGAACGUCUGGAUUGUAUUCUACGUAGAGUAGAAGACAUUAGAUAUUCGGAAAAUAAAAUGACACAAAGGGCAGAACAAAGGCAGAUGUAUGACAGCCUUGAAGCUGUAAAAGACACUCCGACCAGAUAUAAGAUUUUUAUUCAAAAAGCUUUCUUGAUUUUUGCAAAAAUUUUGAAACCAAUUGGCACUAUUUUAACUUUUGGUGCGGCUCACAAUGCUUUAAAGGAAUUUGUUAACCAUAGAGAAGAAUUAUAUGAAACUUGUAAAGAAGAAUUCAAGCAAUUAAUAUCUUCAGAACGUGAAAAAAAUACAAAGAAAAGUUGCUUUCUAUUAUAAUUUUUUUUACAAAUUUUAUAUACCUUAUAUAAAUGUUUCCUACUAUGAUUUGUUUUUAUCCUUAAUAAUAUAUACACUAUCUAUCCUUUAUAAAUUCAGAUGAUCGCGUUUUUGAGUUGUACACAGGC